This is a messenger RNA of Hydra vulgaris (swiftwater hydra), 1089 nucleotides long. Its product is annotated as leukocyte receptor cluster member 1 homolog. NCBI's taxonomy places the organism in Eukaryota, Metazoa, Cnidaria, Hydrozoa, Anthoathecata, Hydridae. The record is from RefSeq and is a predicted model, not a curated record.
AGAAAAAGCUUACAAAGUUAAAGAAUUAUAGAGUUAUGGUGCAUAAAAACAUGAACAUAUAAAAUCAUGAAUAUUCUUCCAAAAAAAAAAUGGCAUGUUCGUAAUCAAGACAACAGAGAUCGAGUUCGAAAAGAUGAAGAAAAUGCUCGACUUGAAAAAUUACGAGAGGAAGAAAGAAUUGCGUUAACAUUAGUGGGCUGACUUGUAAAGACUAAAUGUUAGAGAAUGAUAAAAAUAUGUGGUUCUGGCUGUAAAGGCUGAGUAAAGAAGAGCAAGAAGUGCGGAUGAGAUUGUUACGUGGUGCAUCUAAAGAAAGUUCAGGCGAAAGUUCAUCGCAACAUAUUAACUUAUUUGCACAAGAAGAAAUUGAGGGAGGUCUUAGCAAACGAGACAAUGUUGAAUAUUUAAAAGAGAAAAAAGAAGAACAAGAAAAAUAUGAGAAGAGUAUUGGUUUUCUCACAUAUGUUGGACAGUCUUCACUUGAAUUGCAAAAAGACCAGCCAUGGUAUUUAGAAAAAAAAUCUUCAAAAAACCUAGAUCGUAAUUUAAAAGAUGAGUCAAGGAAAUCGCGUUUGGAUCCAAUGAAUAUAGUGAAAGAAAGUAAAAAGAUUUUAAAAAAAGAUCUAGACCAAUCAAAAAAUAAAAAGUCACCGCCUCGCUCAACACAAAACAUUGAUCAACUUCGCAAUGAAAGAUUAAAGCGUGAAAAAAUUGAAAGAGAAAGAGCCAAUCAAUUGCUUGCUGGUAAACUUGAAAAACCAAACAUAGAAACUCCUCAAAGAUAUUCAAGUCAAUUCAACCCACAUUUGGCACGGCAAAACAAACCUCGAUAUCAUCCUUACUAAGGAAUUUUUAAUUGCAAAGAGAUGAAAAUGGUCUAAUAAGGUUUGGAUCAUUGGUGCUUAGGUUGUACUAUCUAUAAUCAAUACAACAAUAGAGAAUCAAUAGUUUGUUAAAUGUGUUGUAAAUAUUUUAAAUGCUUGCCAAUAAAAACAAUUUUGAAUAAAAUAUAUAUGUGACUAAAUGAUUUGUAUCAGAUAAAGUUUGUUAUUUAACAGAAAUUAUUAGAAAUAUACUUUUAUUCUUUAA